AUGGGGCGCCGGAGUUGGCCGCUGGCGCAGCGAUGGCUUGCGGGACUGGAGGCGGAGGCGCUACACGGGCUGGCGCCGGGCGGCGCGACAGCAGCGAUGGGGAGCAGGGGCGUGAGCGUGCGGGCUCAGGGCUGCGGGGCAAUGCCGAGCGCGGUGGCCGGAGGCGGGCAGCGGUCGGCGGCGGGAGCGGCGGGUGACGAGCGCUAUGGGGGGAAGCAGGCGCAGCGGCGAGCUUGUGCGCGGGAGGCCCGACUGGUGAGUGCGGCAGCAGGAGGCGCGGGCGCGCGCGGCGGACAGGGGGAUGCGGGGCAGGCGACGCAGCCAGGGCGGGCGAGCGACGCCAGCAGCGGUGAGGUCAGGCGACGCCAGAGGCGCAGCAUGGCCACAGGCACAGGCGGACAGGCGUGCGCGGGGUGCGGUCAGCGCGAGCGCGCGAGGAAGAGAGGAGGAGGGGAAGCUCACGGGGCCGUAGGGAUAGGGUAG
Aegilops tauschii subsp. strangulata is the source of this 483-nucleotide messenger RNA. The record is from RefSeq and is a predicted model, not a curated record. NCBI's taxonomy places the organism in Eukaryota, Viridiplantae, Streptophyta, Magnoliopsida, Poales, Poaceae.